Molecule: messenger RNA, 1196 nt
Organism: Lynx canadensis (Canada lynx)
Lineage: Eukaryota; Metazoa; Chordata; Mammalia; Carnivora; Felidae
Exons: 4
Coding region: 1-645 (214 amino acids)
Source: RefSeq, a predicted model, not a curated record
AUGGCCGCAGCGCAAGCGGCAGGAGCAAGCCUGGGCGCAUGCAAGGGUCCGCGAAACCAUGGGGUGAGGACUCGAGGCGUCAUCACGUCCGGGGCCCUGCAUCGCACCCCCCCCCCGGCCGCCCCCGCGGCCGCGCUUCUCCUUUCGGCCUCCGCCGCGGGGGCGUCUUUACAGCCUCCAGAAAAAGGAAGGAAGCCGCGUGGUCCUGACGCGCCGAGGUCCCCGGUGCCGUCCCCAGGCCCCUCGGGGAAACUGAGGCCCUGCGGUGUUCAGUGGGUGCCUGCUGUGAUAGGAAUCCUUUCAAGAGCUGGCGACAGGGCAGUGAAAAGGAAAGACAAACAUUUCGUCAUUGUGCAGAGAUGGUUCCAACGUGGGGGGACCGAUAAGAAACAAAAAUAUAUGGGGAAAAGGAAAGCGGAGGCUCCCCAGCCCUUCGCUGAAGUUGCCAGGAAGGGCAAGGCUUCCUCCCGGGUGCCAGGCAGUCUUGGGCAGUCCAGUGAGUGGACCCACUACAGACUAGAGGCCACGGACUCAUGUCCCGCUUUGUGGCCUGGCCCCUGCUCUCCCUUCACUCUGAGCUGUGGCGUGGCCACCCCGCCCUUCCUGGCAGCUUCAGUGAAUUUCUUUUGUCCCCGAGCAUUCUGAACAUGCUGUUCCUCUAGCCCAGAAUUUCCUUCCCACCGCUUUUACAGGAGGUUCUCAGAGCAUUUCAUCCACAAGGUUGUGACAGAAGGAGGAGCAGAUUGGGGUUUGGAUCCAGGCUCUGACAACUUAGCGGCUGUUUUAGUGGACGUUCUCCCCAAAAGCAGCGCCUGGAACCAAACUUGGUGUUCUGGCAGUUUAUACCUGGGAUGGGGGUUUGGGGGGAGUCGGGGAAGGCAACCAGGAAAGCUGUGGGUUAGUAUGGAGACCUCCUUUGGGGGCCACUGUGGUUCAGUCUCACUGAGGAACCCCUCGGAGAUGGGCGGACUUUUUACGCCAAUCCUGUGCCUCGCUCGGUCGAAGCUCCUCCAGGAAUGUCAACUGCCUAAUACUUCAUUACUCCAUAUGUACAUUUCUAUUCAUUUAUUUAAACAGUUUUUGGUCACCGGGCUGUCCAUCGCAUCCCAGGACCUAUUUACCUUGUAACCGGAAGUUUGUACCCUUUGACCCGCUUCACCCAUUUCCCCCACCCCCUGCCUCUGGCAACCACCAAU